AUGGCUCCAUUUAAGAAAGGAAGCAAGGUCCGGGUUUUGGUUCGUUUGCGACCGGAACGUUCUGAAUUCAAGGCAAAUGAAAAGGACAGUCACAGUGAAAUGCCUGAUCGAUGUGUUCGAGCUGUCGAUUCCUCGACACUCGAGCUGUGGAACUGUAGAAAUUCUGAAGAAUCGAUUCGCUACAGGUGGGAAAGAAAGACUUUCUGGCUUUAUUUUGCUACCUCGGAUGAGCUUAUGGCCUGGGAUAGCCUGAACUGUAAUUCUUCAUUUCAGUACAAGUUUGUUUUCAUUACAAGUCGUUCUGCAAAGAAUUGAAAGGUGUAAAUAGUUAAUGCUUAGUGGCGUAGUUUCCUUAUAGUACGGGAAAUUUUCAGGCCAUGAUAUGUUUUUCUUGUUCACGCUCUUAUCAACAUUUUUGUGCAUUUUGUGUAUCAAAACAGCGUGCAAAGAAAUUCGUGUCCGAUAGCCUGGGACUAGUGGAUUUUGCUGUAUCGGGCUAGUGAUUUUUGUUCUUAACUUGCCCGACGGGCAAGUGCUGUUUUUUGGGGAAAUUCAAGUUACAGAAGGAUUGUAAUCAAUCCUGCUAUUAAAUCAAAAAAGGUUUGGGGCUAGUUGAAAUGACUUGUGGGCUAGUACAUACUAGCUACAGUUUGCCCGAAUGGCAGGCUGUAAAACUGACUUUCUUUGCACCCUGAAAAACGACAGGUUUUUCCCGCCUCCACCGCCCCCCCCUCCCCUUAUCAGUAGGAUUGGCCAUAGGACGUUCCAUUUUUUAUCCGCACCCCUCUAAGGAUGACGGAUUUUCGAAUAGGGGGGUUCGGAAUUUUUCUUCAAAGAAGCCGACAAUUAAUUUGGUCUCUUCAAUGGUAGAUUUCAAGGAAAUGAAAGCAAAGUUUUGAAGGUAUGAAGCUGUACUGAAAUGCUCCUCCAACACACAUAGCCGACAGAAGCAAACUGACAAAUGUUCUUUUACAUGUAUAUCAAUUUUCGCUCUUAUUUUGAAGCUAAUCAUCCAAACUGCAUUGAUGUCUCUGUAAAAUAAAAUAUCUUCAUGGCCAAUUAGCAACAGAAAACUGUUCGAAUGGGAAAAAAGCGUGGAUAACAAACGGUCUAGAAAGAGUUCGAAUGGUUUGACUAACUGUUUGUCGAGCAGAUUUUGAACAGAUUUGCAAACCAUUCAAAAGAUCAAGAUCAUCUGUUUCAACGGGUGAAUAAAAUUGCCGAAUGGAUGAAUAAGAUUUCAAACGUAUGGGAAAACCGCCCAAAGGGAUUGAUAAAAUAUUUUUGAAUGGAUUUGUUAAAGACACUGAUAAACUGGCUGCAAAAUAAUCGUUCUGAAGAGAACGUUUAUCCAUUCUUUUAGUUGAAGUUAUUAUGAAAAUUCCCAUGAUCGAAAAAUAAAAUAGUACUUUGAUUUCUGUCUCAUCAGUAGGCGACAUGAUAGCUUUUAGUUGAGUUCACUAUGAUGAAUUUUAUUAUUCAGCAAAAAUCAGUUCGAACAGAUUGUUAAAGACGUAAGUAAUCAUUCCAAAUGGACCGGAACUGGCGACGUUGAGUCGUUAUUUCAGUCGAUGUUUGAUAAUAAUAUUUUCAGGUUGUUUGUAGCCUGUUCCAGGUAUUCAGAUGGUGGGGAGCGGGGAAAAAAUUAGUUGGGUACGGGCAAAAAAUUGAUGAGGGGACUCCCCUCAAUUUUUCCCCUCGUAUUUCUUUUGGCGCUCGCCGCGUACGAUUUAACUUGCUUCCCACUAUCUGAAUGCCUGGAACAGGCUAGGUUGUUUGAGAAGUGCAUCUUCUACUCUUGUGAUGAGAAACGAUUUUGAUCGAUGUGUCUCAUUGCUUUGCGACAUGACUGCUUUUAUUCUAGUUCACUCAUGGUGAAAAUAAUUAAGGUAUCUGCUUUGGCAAAAUACAUGUUCAACUUUUCAAUUCUGCUUUCGUCUUUUGAUUUAAGCAAUACGUUUGAAACAAUUUUUUUUGUUAAAAUCUCAGAUUUUUUCAAUACAUGUAGUAAAGGAAGCUCAGAUGUUUGUAAAGCCUUGUAAUCUGAUUCUGCUAUGAAAAAAACAUUACUUGUGUGCGUUCAUUCAUGGGAAAGCAAAUAAUGCUAAAAUCGUUUUAUUCAAUACAACAACUAUAAAUUACAAAGAAAAAUUGGUUACUAUUAUUCAUUUGCCAUGUCUGCAUUUUUUUCCAGGUUCAAUGGUUUUUUUGGUGAAGAAAGCACCCAAGAGACACUAUACCACAACUCAGUCUGUCCUCUCAUUCCAUAUGUGCUACAAGGUCAAAAUGCUAGUGUGUUUGCAUAUGGCCCUACAGGAGCAGGUUGGAGCAACAUGUAUUAUUGCAAUGUGUAUUUCCAUAGCUAAUCAUAGUAGAAUCAUGUAACCAGGGUUGUCACUAAGAUUUCAAGUUGCCGGGUAAAUACGACAAGUGGGAGGGGAAUCAAACGGCUAGGGAUUUCUUUUGGUUCUGUUUUUGUUCUAUUUUCCAAUAGAAGUAGCCGGGGGCCACUCUCUUAGUAGCCGGGGAAAAUCCCCGGCCCCCGGCUCUUAAUGACAACCCUGUGUAAGUGUAUUUCUUCUUGUGCCUAGCCUAUGCCAGUGGUCCUCAGUCAGUGCAGACAAGUGAAAAAAGUGAGCGAGCAGUGAAAUAGUAUAUAAGGGAAAAGUGGUGGAGAGACACAAGGGGAGAGCCUGUUAGAAUUUUUUCAAUACCUCAGUCCACCCACUACCGCCUCCCCCCAUUUCCUGAAAACCGUUUAUUGUGUCAAAAAUGUCAAAACGUCAAAAGGCGCGAUGAAGGAGGGUUUCACACGUUUAACAUCUCUGUUCUAGACUCUAGACUCUGCACCCCAACCGUCCCCCCCCCGACCCCCCCAUGCAGUUUUUGUGCAACUUUUCUCGUAUCUGCUUUCUCCACUGUCUGGGAUCCUGGAACAGGCUAUCAUUACGACAAACCCUUAGAUCAUUAUACAGGAGCAAGAACAUACACUAUGAUGAUUACAUAAUAUUUCAGCCAGCAAUGGAACGCUUGGUAACCUCUUAUUUCUAUGAUUACCUUUUGUUGAUUGGAUUAUUGCAAUUUAGGUAAAACACACACGAUGGUUGGCACACCAGACAACCCAGGAUUGAUUCCAAAAUGUGCAGCUGAACUUUUUAAAGUGAUAGAUUCACAGCAUGCAGCAACAACAGACUGGAAAUACAAGAUUUUAUUUUCCUACCUUGAGAUAUAUCAAGAAAAGGUGAUAACAUUUUUAUUGGCUAUUAACAGUACUGACAUCAGUGAAAAGAAUAUAUACACAUACUUUCCCCCGUAGGUGACAAAUUACUCCUUUUGCAAUUAUUAUAAUUAUUGGUUUGCAGUUGUUUGUUUUGUCAUUCUUAAAAGAAAAUAUUAUUUUGUGUGUAAACUACCUGACAUAUGUCAAAGAAUCAGAUAUUGUAUCUGGCAUCCAGCCUGAAACAAAACCCCUGAAUGACCACCUAAGGUGGUCAAGCGUAGACGUUUGAUGUACUUUGCCUAAAACCAAAAUGUUAUCAUUUUUUUCACCACCUGGAUUCAAAGCGCUGUAAUUACAUGACUUUUAAGUGCCUGUACAGUAGCUGAAAGUGUCCACUUGCCAUAAAUGGCCAACAAAUUUUUGCCUAGGCUUGAUUUCUGCCGCUCUCUCUGAAAAGAGACAGCUGGAUGCUUAAGUUGCCUAUUGUCUGUGACGUAAAUUCAAACUUUAAUUUAUGCGUUUUUACCAAAUAUCAGAAAUGGGAAAUGUCAUUAAAUACAGAACACAGGUUGUACUUUGCCUCAUUGUCACUUUGAUGUUUACCCAGGAAGAUCAGCAGAAACACAUACCGAUGGACUUGACAGUCGUCUCUUUCACAUAAGCUGUCAACAACCAUAGUUCCAGUUGGUUGAACCUACUAUUUGCCAGCUUCUCUAAGAAAAUACUUUUCUUUGUUUAUAUAAAUUAUAUUUUAGGUUUUAAGCUUAAAACACUUUGAAACAUGACCCACACCACAUCAAACAACACCUUUGCAUCCACUGUUACUUGAAAUCUGCUCUAGGAAAAUAAAAUUAUGCUGCCUGCUCCAUGUGAGCAGGCAAUGAUCUGAUUGGCUGUUAUUGACAAUAGUAAACUCAUGCAUCCAGCCAACGGUUUGGAGGAGGAGCGUGGGCUCAUUUCCUGAACAACCUGGAGAUUAGGAUUGCUGGCUUCUCUUGCUGCCCACAAAAAUAUAUUUCAUAGCCAAUAUUGAAAAAAAAUUAUAAUGCCAGACCUGUUUUAAAAAAGAUCUAUUUAGUAGCACUAAAUGUAGCUGACACCAUUUACAGAUUCAAUAUUAUUGUCAAAAAUGCUCAUGUAGAUUAAUGAUCUGUUGGACCCCAAGAAGACUGACUUACCAAUAAGACAAGAUCGUCGCGAAAAUAUAAUAAUCCCUAACCUUACAGAGGUAAGAGUUUCAAAGAUUUCAACACAGUUUUAGUUUGAGUGUACAUGUACUGUUAAUCUGCUUAAGUACAGUAAAUGUGAUAAAUUUUUAAAAUGAAAUUUAACUGUUUUAUUUCUUUUGCAGAAACUUGUACCCUCACUAAGGGAAUAUAUGGUCUUAUUUGAAAAGGCCAGUCAACAAAGGUUGGUAUGUUUCUUUUUUUUGUAAGUGUUGUACAUUGUAAACACAUCUUGAGACUAGGGAGGUACUGUAGUAGUAAAUGAGGACUCAGAUGUGUUGAAAAAGAUUAUUAUAUUGAUCAGUCUUACUCAUAAUCCCAUAGUGCCUGUCAUUUGUCUGGAUGUCACAGUAUAAAAAAAGAAGAAAGCUAUUACAUAAAAAAAUAAAAACUUUGUAUUUCACUGCAAGAAAUAACUAUAAGAGGAAUUAAAACAUGGAUACUCUGUUGACCUGAUGGCCUCUUGACAUGUACAGUGUAGGCCGUACGCAUACUUCACCUUAAGCUUAAGUUGAGGCAAAUCAUUGCCUUGCACAAUUUUUACAACACGUAGACGUUUUUAACACUCAGCGCUCACAUACUGAGCUCUGGUUGCCUGUGUAUGAACAUGUGAUAAUUGUUGUUUUUAGAAAAACAGCUGCAACCAAGCUGAAUCCACACUCAAGUAGAAGCCACUCUAUAGUCUUAAUGAAGGUAUUCUGUCAAGAAAUCUUAAUUGAGGUUCUCGACAUCAGACUACAGAUUUAUCAACCUCGUGGGUGUGGUCAUUGAAAAACGUAAUUCAGGGUUGUAAUCCGGCUAUUGAUUCUUCGAUUUUUCCCAGGCUGUUGUAAAUAUAAAGCUGUUGGUUUGGAGAACAAGGAAAAAUAGAGUAUAGAGCUACAACAGCUUGUGAAUUUCACAACUUCAUUGGAUUUGAAGGUUUUUUCAUUUUGCACAAAGUUUGGCAUCUUUCAAGUCAUUUACUUUUCUUCGGGGGCGGGGGAACAGUUACACGUGGCCCACACUCAUUCCGUGGACGUCUCGAAUUUUUCUUCCAUCGCAAACGUGUGGAAAGAAUCUAAGGGGUAGUCAGUGGUUGUUGGAGCUUUACUAAAACUGAUGUUAUUUCAGUCAGUCCUUUAUAGGGUGCCUGGUUUUAUUUUUUUUGUUCUUCUUUUUUAAAUCGUUUGUCCGGGAAUAGCACUAAAUUUUGCCUUAAAUUUCAGGUAGAAAAGAGCCAGCAAGUAGCUCCAUUCACUAAGCUUAGCGGGAAGUUUUACUUGAUCGAUUUAGCUGGUUCCGAGGAUAAUAGGAGAACUGGAAACGAGGGAUUAAGGUAUGCAGCAAAGUUACUGGAUCUGAGUACCCUGGUCCCAGAGCUUUUCCUUGGCGUUUUUUCCGCGUGAGAGAGAGCGAGCCGCGAAGCGGCCAGAAAGAGGUGCAAAUCUCUUCCCUCGCCGCUCCGCGGCACGCUCGCUCUCUCUCACGCGGAGAAAAUUUUCAAUAAAAACUUCUGGGACAAGGGUAGGAUCUGAGGAACAGUUCUGAGGAAUUGGUCACAGUGCAUUACCGCACAAAUAGAAUCGGAGAAUCCCUGGUCUUAAUUACUAAUUCACUUAAAAGAAGUACUAAUCCUCGAAGACCAAAGGGUAGUUUCUAGUUCCUCCGGCCAACUGCCCUUGGUUCUUUGGGGAUGACUCACGAUGGCUGUGAAAAACUCUCAGGUAUUCUUUCGCAAAGCAUCCUUGGGUGGAUACGUUGAGCCAUUGGCUCAAUUGCUGGUCAAAUUAACACAGAUAUCUUUGCACGGAGAAAAGGCGCGCAGUGAAUGUCAAGGAAAUGUACCAAAAAAGUGAUGCACGUAUGGAACUGUUGUCUUCCUCAUAAAACCAAUUUUCAGGGCUCGUGCAGCGACUUGAAUUCUUGACAAAGUCUUGAAAUUUGCCCAACAAAUUUCCAGAUCUGAAUAAAGUCUGGAAAGUCUUAAGUCUUUUUUCAAAGCUACAAGAAGUGCUUUAGAAAUGAAUUUUUUUUUUCGUUUUGGUACAAUCUUAUAAUUCAAUCUCGCCUGUUCAGUUUGUUUGCAGCACAUCAUGAAAUAAGCUUUGUUUCUUUAAGGUCUCUAUUGAUCACCUAUUUGAUAAUUUUGAGUGUGGAAAAUAAAUUGUUUUGAAAAAAGUCUUUGUAUCCAAAAAUCUGCACCGAACAUGAAUUGUUUUUUUUUUUUUUUUUUACGUUCUUGUUACCAUCGUCGUUAUGGUUGCACAAGCUUCCAAAAAAUACUUUACUUGGAAGGAAGAUGAUGUGAACUGCGGAAACAAAAGUUCUAUUUUACCCUCUACAGGAACAAUUUAUUCUAACAAUUAUUGUUAGUGUAUAUCUACAGUUGAACCUCUGCUAUCGGUUAAUGGACACCGCUCCUAAUGAAACACUUUCUCUCAUCGCAAGGCUGUCCGCUCACGCGUAAAAGGUUCCCAAUCGAACGCACCCCUUUUGAAUUAUCAGUUUAUGUCGAUACGUUUUCACUGCCGUUGCCGUCGUCCUUGCUUAUGUAAGGUUCCUCAAGGCGCCUUCAGUUUCCACUGUCUACUACAUGUCUGUUAAUUGCUCUAAAAGAUGCCAGUGCUCGUUGUAAAGUGCCAGCAGAUCUUACGUACAGAACUGAUUAUUUCUUUUCCAGGUUAAAAGAAAGUGGAGCGAUCAAUGGUUCUUUGUUUGCUCUUAGUCAAGUUGUAGAUUCUCUUAACCAGGGUCUGGUAAGACUAUACUACACUGUAUCGCCUCUUAACAUUUUCAGCACUGUUAGUAAUGUAAAGUCUAUCGACAAGUUAGCUUAAAUUCUGCUUGUUUGAAAGAAAGAAUACUAUUUACUUGUGGCAAAUAUGUAGUAAGCUUAAGUCUGUCCCGUUGCGGGGGUAUGACGAAGAAACGGAUGACAUCUCAAACUAGUAUCAUGGUCUACAUGUGUAUGAUCAUGGUCUACAUGUGUAUAUUAAAAUGGUGAUUGGUCCUGUUCAGAAUUGCGUUUAGAGGAACAGCAGUUCUGCUCGACUGGUUUUGAACUUAUCUUGUCGCUAUAAAAGCUGGUGCACUACACCAUAAAGAUCGGCUGCAUAGGAGACUUCACGUAAAAGCUAUUUUAACUUAACCGUCCGACUAGUCAUCUGAUUUGAUUCGAUCUGUUUCUGAUUUCUUUUUAUAAGUCAAGAAUACCGUAUAGGAACAGCAAACUGACUCGCCUUCUUCAGGUACGUAGAAAACUGUAUAAGCAGUUUAACUUCUUAUAUCGUUAUGGCAAUGCCGCAAACGUACAUGUAUAUCCUUACGUUAUAAUUGUAGCCUGUCCGGGCGUAUAUGAAAGGUGGCUUUUAUAAAAGCGCAUCAGCAACAACAACAACAAACAGCAACAAAUUUAUUUAUUGUACCCAAAGCAGAAUAUUAUAGUUAUUUACAAGUUGUUAAAUUAAUCAAUUAACAAAAAAGGGUUACUGACUUCCUGAAAUAACUAAUAGGUUUAAAAUGCCAAGACGCCAGAUUCAGUAAGAUAAUUUAAAUAAGUUUAUUGUGCGGGGUACAAUAUGGCAAAAUAUCAGACUGUAUACACACAAACACACAGAUAUACACAUAUACACUAGAACGUAUUACUGUUAGAAGAGCGAAAGAGUAGGAUGGAAGUUACAAAGAACAAGAUAAUUGCCAAAAUUAGUACUUUCAAAGGAGCAAGCUUUUCGUCGAAAGUCGCUCGUAGUUCUUCCACACUUAUAUGAUUUGCAGACAUAUUAACACAGAAAUGACAAUUAGACAGACUUAAACGACCAAACAAUAAGUAAAAUAUUGAAAAUUAGGACAUAUUAACGCAGAAAUGACAAUUAGACAGACUUACACGACCAACAAAAUAAGUAAAAUAUUGAAAAUUAGGACAUAUUAACGCAGAAAUGACAAUUAGACAGACUUACACGACCAACAAAAUAAGUAAAAUAUUGAAAAUUAGGACAUAUUAACGCAGAAAUGACAAUUAGACAGACUUAAACGACCAAACAGUUAGUAAAACAUUGAAAAUUAGGUUAGAAUGUAGCACGAAGAAAAAUCGCGGCCAUCUUGUUUCACCACCGGUGAGCAUCACUUUUAGCCUGCCUCGUAGACGUAAUCUAACGGCGGCAAGAGGUCUGCGAAGCAGUGCCGCAAUCCUUGUUCUUGGACCUCAGCGGACUCAACGAAUUAACGGAAGUAUGUUUAUGAUUUCCCUUCAGACUGAUCGGCAAAUCAACAAUGGCUUUUUUAACAGGCCAGCCAUCGCGCGAAGUCAAAUCGCAGUGAAUGGCUGCGGCGCUGGCUCGCAGACAGACUUACACCAGACGUUUAGUUUCGUCUGUGGCACAGGCUAAACACAUUCAGUGUCAACGAAUUUACUAGAAUGAGUUCGAAGCGAAAUGAUGACAUCGCUUUCACGGAGUUCCAUCGUUAGAAACAACUCGUAAACGUUCAUUCCUCUUCAAGUAUUUGCUGUAAUGUCACGUUUCUGGCAGGACGUAACAAUGUCUCUUUAUCUGAGCUGAGAUCAUGAUACACUUGUAUCACUGAAGCUUAUUAGUUAUAGGAAUCGACAGAGUGCGUGUGUGUCAAUAGUAAAUUUCAUGAUUAUGGUGCACCUUUUUUCUAGGAUUCCUUGGGUGGAUCAGCGCAUGCGUGUGUAAUUGCAAACAUUGCACCCGAAAGAAGGUUUUACUCGGAUACAGUCAACACUUUGAACUUUGCUACUAAGUCCAGAACAAUUGUCAAUGAGCCUUUUGUGAGGCGAACAGUCGGUAAGUGGUAUUUAUAUAUCUUUUUUCCUAUAGCGUGGUACAGAUACUUGUGCUCUGUUUCUUCAAAGAUAAACCUGUUGUGAGCGCUCUCUUAGGGUCGGAUACAAGAUUCAGGGUUCGUACAGUCUUGAAUUCAUGAAAAAGUCUUGAAAUUUGCCCAGAAAUUUUCCAGAAAUGGAAAUAGUCUGGAAAAUAGUGAAAAGUCUUGACAUGCAUUUUUCUUUCCAAGCUACUACAAGUGCUUUAUAAGUGAACCAUUUUUUUUCGUUUUGGUCAAAUCUUAUUCAAUCUUACACGCACGUUUACAGCACAGCGUGAAAAAGCUUUUUCCUGUGUGUUUUUAAGUCACUUGACUAUAUUCCCGCCAGUUUUUUUCAGGUUUGAGGUUCGAAUUUCCUUAUUCAUUUUUUUACACGCAUUUUCGUUUGAAUAUUGUAACCGGUCAACCCGAAGAAAAACCCUUUGUCAUUUCCGGACAUGUAAAAAAAUGUUUAUUUAUGAGGGUGACAUAUUACAGUUAAGAACACUAUAAAGCGGGUCCCGUAAAAUAUAUAAAACUAAUUUACAAAUUUUAAAAAGGCUAAAAUCUAAAAAAAGUCUUGAUUUCCUCGAGUUCCCAUUUUUUGGCAUUUGACUUACUAUUGGAUGGUCCAUAUAUUUUUGUUGAAUUCUAUAUUUUCGGUAGCCUGCGUGGAAAGGUGAGGGAGAAUUCGAGCGCGCGAGGAGGAGGAGGAAAAAGGAACGCUCUUUGCUAGCAUUCCUCCCCCUCCUCGACCUCCAUUCCCCCUCGUCUUCCCAUUUUAACGUCUCCCACACAGGCUACAUUUUCGAUAGUCCACUUUUUUCUUUUAAAAUCCCAGCCAGCGCAUCAAUUGCAAGCAACAAUAAGGAUUUAGGACUCGGGUUCACGCCCUCAUUUAUCGCGGCUCUCGUACAUGGAUUACCAGUGCAGUAACUUUACAGAGAAAAAAAAAACAGAGACAUCUUGCAGUCUACAUUUUCGACUGCUUUUAAAAAGCAACUUUGUGCAUGGUGAGUAAAGAAUAAGUAAAACAACGACUUUCUUUUUCUUUUCCUGAACUUCGAUAUACGGUCUUUUAGAAUUCAUCCCCAGAAGCCAACAUUUGAGCGAAUGGAACGAGAUGGAAUAAGCGCGAUAAAGUUUGAAGCAGCGCGGCUUCACUUUUCAAGUGAAGUUUUCGAAGCCAUCGCCAUCGUUGUUUCUUCAGGUCCAUAUUUUUGCUGACAAAUGAUGCACACCAAAUCUGUCGUUUUAUUCUGUUUAUUUUCCCCUAAUUAUAGUUAUUUUUUGUUGUUGUUGUUCUAACAUGUUAGCCGGUAAUUCUAUAUAUAUUGAGUUCGCCACAUGUUUAGUGUUACUUUACAUCUUCAGUAAGUUCUAUGACCAUCGCGGUGAAAUGUUCAAUUCGUUUUCCUUCGAUUUCCUGGACACACUUCUUUUCGUCAACGACCUUGAUAUUCCAUCCGUUUUCACUUGCAAUUUCGGUAAACAUUUCCUCUGAGCCAUAAAAGUAAGAGAAGGUGACAAUAAGUCGACCAGAUUCCUUAAGGUAUUCCUUUGCUUUGGAAAGAUAGCUUUGAAGGUCCUGGUAACCAGGAUCCAGAAGGCUCCUCAUUAAUGGCUCGACCUUUGUCCCUGGUGCCGUGCCAUAGCCGCCCCACGGAUGAUUCCAGUAUAUCAUGUCAAACUUCCUUCCAGUGAUUUCUUCAUGAUCGAAGACGUUCGCCUUAACAGCGUGGAAACGGCUUUCUACGCCAUGAAGUUUUGCAUUUGCUUUAGCGUUUUUCACCGCCUCAUCGAUGAUGUCAGUUGCCCACACGUGGCAUUUCUCAGAUGACAAAGCCACUGAUAUACCAAUAAAGCCCGCGCCACAGCCUACCUCAAGGAAUUCAAUGGAUUCUUGUCGGGUUUUCUUCGCUAUUUCUUCGGUUGCCAUCCUGUAUAUUGUCGAAUUGACGAAGUGGGCAUGACCGUCUUCGGGUGGGUAAAACACUUCGGGAUAUACCAUAAAUUCCCUUUGAAGAGUGAUGAACUUGUGGUUGUUAUCUUUGGCUUGUUUUCUCAUUUCAUAUUCUAUAUCUUGGGAUUCUUCAAGUUCUUUAGUAGAUUCCAUGAUCUUCUUCCUUAUGAUAGUCUUGAAAUUAAAGAAAAAAGGGAGAGCAAAGUUUUGUUGUCUCCAUAUAUAUUUUUUCCGGAGGCCUUGCAAUCAAGUGCACAAUCUUUGCAUUUUUAUCUUGAUUUUGCUAAUAACGCAUCUUCCCAUGGUGUGGUAUUUGCCAUGCAUGGCCUGCCGGGGUAAGCCAUUUGUCUCUGUAAAAUUUCACAUUUUGUACUACUUUUUAAAAAAGGCGGAAUACAACACCAAGAGGAUGAUGCCGUAUACUGCUGCUUAUAAGUCCCCCAACUAACAAGCCCCCCAUUUAUAGGCCCACAUCCACCUGUAAAAACGAAAUAAAAACAAUACAUCCGAAUAUGACCCCUCAGGAUAUAAGCUAUCAUUGUGAUAAAUUCGAUUUUUUAUGACGUUUUGAAGCCUUGAUUAAAGCCCGUGUAUUUUGAUUAGCAUAGCUGUAAAUAGCCUUUUUCGAAGCGAUUUUCCAUUCCGCUCGGAUGCAAGCCUUCCUGAAAGCCCUUACGAAGAUCUUUAAGGCCAGGCCUUAUAAGCAAGAGGGUUUAGAAAAUUCGUAUUCUGUUACUGAAAAAUAACACCGUCCUAGUAUAAGUCCAGCCAGUCUAAAGUGUAAGCACGGCACUGUGUAAUGUUUGGGAAAGAAGAGGAACAUGGCUUGGUCUGGCUUUAUUCCCUGGCUUUAGUGGAGAUGCCCACUCAUGGAGACUGUUCGGUAUAACUGCUAAGGUCUAACCUUUUGGUUUUCUGCAGUCAGCUCCAGUUCACUCUAAUUCCUGUAUCUUUAACAAAGUCUUAAUCACAGCGAUGUGCUAUCAACCGACACUCGAGUGAUAUGUCGACCGAUAACGCGGUUGUAGGAUUAAUCCACACACUGAUUGGUUAUCGUUGGCACACCUUAAUUUCUAUUGACCGGAAAACUAUCCGCUCACUGCGAGUUGUUGCUUGCGAAGGUAAUGCCCUCGCUCCUUGGCCUUCUUGAGAACAUCGAGAGCGCGAGCAGCGCGACCUCGCAUUCGUUUAGAAGGCCGAGGAGCGAGAACCUUGCAAUGCAAACGUUUUUACGGCUUCGUCACGCGAAGAACGUCUGCAUGGAAGGCUAAGGAGCAACGUCUUUAUUCGUUUUUUGUUUUGGUUUUUGUUCUGUUUUGCUUGGGUUUGUUUUUUUUUUGUUUUGGUUUGUUUUGUUUUUAAAAUGCAACUUUCCAUUGUUUUUGGAACUAGUAAGUCAUUAUUGUGUCCACUGAAGUAGAACAGUAAGUUGUUAUUCGUAAUAAUAGGGACCUUAAGCAACAGCGUUUUUGAGCGACGGACGUCAACCGGAAGUGGACUUUUUGCAUCAUUAGGCAGUGGUUUGGUUCAAACUCUCGGGUAAAUCGUCUUUAUAAGAGAAAAGAAACUUAGAAAUACAAAUUUUUUUAACUUCAAGGCAUAUUAAAAGGGAGAAGGCCUUACUUCCGGUUGACGUGCGUUGCUCAAAAACGUCUUUGCUUAAGAUUCCUAAUGUCCUCCUGUUCCAUCUUAAUGAUCUCCUCCUUCAUUUAUUGAAUUUGUAUAGAUUAAAUUAUUUGCUCUCUAAAAUUUUUUUAUAAAGAUUAAGUUAUCCAGCUAAUAUAAAAUGAGGAGAGCAUUGUUAAAAUUACAAUGUUCGGACUUGAAGAUAGCUUCGACAUAACCCUUAUACAUCUGGUACUGAAAAUAAAAACUGCUAUUGAGCUAAAUGGGACACAAGUGCAUGAAAAGACCAUUAACAUACAACCAACCCUUCGGCACUGUAAAGGCUUCAAGCGUGCGUCGCUUUUAGAAGCGCCCAGGGGAAGAUCUAAAAUGAGACCACAGGGUUUACAUUUUACUGUAUGAUGCUAAUGUUUUGCUUCAUUUUUUAGACAAGUCCAUGGCGUUUAAAAGACCCGCCUCAGAGUCCAUGGCGCAGAGACAGGUAAUCUCGUUUUAAAAAACGUUUUAUAAAACGGAUGUUUGCACGGAAGAGAUAUUUUACAAAGGAAAACGUUGAAGCUUGUUGGAAAAAACUAUGUAACACAGUGGCUUAACACCUGUAUUCAUCAUCUAUUAAUUUUUCUUGUAGGCUAAGCGUCUAAAAUCAGAUGAUAGUAAAGCAUCACAAGACCUUUCAAAGGUGCGUUCUGUCGAAAAAGUUAUUUUCUUUCCUUAGGAUGCAUAGCCCAGCAGAAUUCCCUGAAGUACCCUCUCUCCAAGGAUUUUCCCGCCUUGCUCGCUAGAAAUUAAGGUAGAGAAAACCCAGUGAAAAGCCAACAAAAUUUUGUUCUCUGGGUUUUGUGGAGAUUAUAUUCAGAUAUUUCACACCGAACAUCAUUCAGUUGUUGAUCGCCUUCAUUUCUUCAAUCCCCGUCCCAAAAUCUAGAUCCCGUGGCGUAAAGUACAUAGAGCAUGCUAUGGCAUGCUAUGGUUGUCUUGCCUUGACUGAAUCCCGCCCGGCUGUGGGAUAAAAGUUGUUACUACCGUGAAAGGCCAUGAGGGUCAACCUUCUAGCCGAGAUGUAUGAAAAGUGGUUCACCCAGGGUAACUCGGGUAGGCGAAGGACCCUUCCACCCGGGACAAGUUUUCCUCAUAUAAACAGGACCUUCAAAUGAAAGAUGCUGAAAUAAAAUUGGUCUGUGAAAAUCGUCAAAAGUCGUGGAAUAAUCAUUAAAUUGGUUGAUUCUGAUCAAUAGUAACCCUGUCAGGACUUGAUUAAUAGCUUUCGAGCAGGUUUUCCAUUUGGAGGAUUAUCGUGAGAUGUCACGCGAAAGAUGACGCGUGAGAGAAGUCGCCCCUCCUCCCUCCCCCCCUCGCAGUUUUGGAUCUGCCUCGCGCGUUCCGGAGAGCUUGUUUGCAGGUUAUAGAAGAUGUUAAUACAAAUGAUGUUUGCAUCUGUAUCAGCUAUUGGCCAAAGCGGAAAAUGCUAUAUUAUUGAACUGCCCGUGCAGUGUAUGCAAAUAAAGGAGGAGUUGAUACUACUCGUAUAAAUCGUGCUAAGAACAAGAUAUUGCAAUAGUCGGCUCUACAUGGAGCACCACUAAAACGGAAAUUUAAAGAAUAGUAUGGUAUUUUCCGCUUUGGCCAAUUGUUGCCACAUUUUCCGUUUAUAGGACAUUCAAAAAAUAUCGGACGAUUUGAUUUCAUAUUUUUAGCAGCUGUUCACUGAAAUUUCAGACAGCAAAUUAACUUUAAUAUUGGUACUGUUGUUCCCAAUUUGUAGCCUCUCCGUGCCGUCAUAACAGCAGUUAGUGUCCCUCAGCAAGUCAAUUUACCAGCGGGAAUUCUGAGGUGAGUCACCUGCGACUUUGUUUCAUUAUUUGCUUUGAGCUACUCUGAAAAUAAAUAACUGAAUCAUAUAUAAAUACUCAGUUGAUUAUAAUGGUACCAUGAUCACAAAACAAAGUGCCGGUCUCUUCUUCUCCCACGAGAUCGAAUUGGAAUUUUAGAAGUGCUAUUUUUUUAAGGAGUGGGGCGCUAGGCAGGGGGAGGGGGGACGGGGGUGGCGUAAUUAACCGAAGGAAAUCUGUCGGGGAGCCGGAAAGAUAGCCUGCGAGAGUAUCCGGUUUUUUCUGCUCAAGUUUCUAGUUUCACCCGUAGAAACUUGAGCCGAAAAAACCGGAUGCUUUCGCAGGCUACCAGAAAGAGAACUAACAAGAAAGUGAACCCACCUGUGACUUGUUCAGUUCUAAAAUCCGGAACACCCCGAAAACAUGGUACUGUAGGUAAAAACGUGAAGAGAAAAACACAUUUGAGUAGCAUUAGUGGAUAUCUCUUCCGGAGCGGCGUAAGGCUUGCGAUCCAUCACCAGCCUGAGCACCACUUCGCCAUUGCGGAAUUGCUGCUGAGGUAUGAUUUGAUUUGCAGCUAUAUGGCAACAUUUAACCGUUUCGAGUUAGUGUUUUACCCUAAUCACUAUUCUCAGAGCUUAACCUUAAUCAUAUAGUCAUAGCUUAAUCCUAACCUCUAUAUUUUCAGAGCUUCACCAGAAUCACUACAACAAGUGCUUAAUCCUAAUCACUGUAGUUUGUGCUGACUUUCAUACAAGAAAUUAGUUUGUGUGGGUAUCAUAAGGUGUCCAGUGAACACCUAUCCGAUAUAUGACGCGGCACUUUGGAGAUCAGCGCGGGCGCAGCUUCGUUCCGUUACAGAAAUCACACUGAAAUCACGCUUCGUAUGUGUGAAUAGAAGCCCUAUCCCGUAUGGUUUUCGAUUCGGCGCAAAAGCAAUCCUAUAUAGGGUGAACACAGCCUAAAUCAAAUGUAGAUCGGAGUUCAAGUCAAUUAAUUUCUGGUUGUUCGCUCUGGGUGAUCAGAGUGUAUUUAGUUCUUGCAGUCGUAAAAUUUUCGAGGCAGGGGCGAUCCCCUUUUAAGGUAAUUAAUGUUUGACAUCAACUCUCUCCUAAACGUAAAGCCAAGUUGGUUUUUUCUCAGCCCUCUUAGGGCAGAGCAGCAGAAGUUACAGGAGCGCUUGGCUGUCUUGGAAAGACUCGCCCUUGAGCAUGCUGAUUCACAAAAAAAAUCCCGGAGUACUAAGGGCGACUUACCUAAAGGUGAGCAUAUUUAAAUGAUAUAAUUGUAAAAUUUUUAUUUAGAAUCUUCUAGCUGCAGAGCGCACUACCGCAAUAAGAAUAACGAGAAAUGUAACAGCGAAAUGCUUUGAGAUUAUAGUGAACAAGGAAAUGUACGAACUUUCCUAGCGUUAUUGUCUUUAGUUCAUAGUGUGGGUGCGGAUUUGCUUCCAAAUAAAUGGCUUUCAACUACACGGGGCUUCUAAUCCUUUGGUGAUUGCAUCGUCGCCCCGUUACAUGGCUAGAGGGUGAGCAUUGCAUGGUUGCGGACAGGUACCAUCACCAAAUGAAGUCACUCAAAAGAUUAAAAAGACCCUGAGCAAUACCAACACCACAAGAAAAAACGAACCAACAAUAGUUUGCGCAACAUCACGAAAAAGCCGGCAAUGUUACUUUCCAGUGUGAACAAAUCUAUUUAAAUUAAUAAUAUUCGUUGAUCUUUAUCAACAGAGACUAGUACCGCACGGCCGACUACACCUUCAAAACAAAAUUCUGGCCAACAAACGGCAGGUCGUUUUCCUUUUAAAGAAGUUAAUAGAUCAGAUGUAUGUGACUCGCCUGAUUGUAUAAUCAUCUCACCACCAGCAAGAAAGCAGGUGGGUUGUUAAGCUAGAAAUUAGGUUGAGCUUGACUGAGGUCCCAAAAACUUUUUGAAUUGUUUUUGCCUGUCUGCACAAAAACGCGAAAGUCAUUGAAAACGGUACCAUCUUUGAUGAGAGCAUGCGCGCUUACUUGUAUCCAACACCUUGACGUAAUCUUUUUGAAAAGACACAUUUUCGGUGACGGUUUUCACCGGCUACGUGUGGACGGUAGGGCAAACGAGAGAAACAGAUCUCCGUUCUCAAACAAAAACGGACGGGGCCUGAGAACUGGAAAAUGCUUGCUAACUCAAUUGGUUAGAAUCGCAGAGGUCAAGGGCUCGUAUCCCGGCAAGCCUGAAUUUUUUUAGGCUCUCUUUUGGCAACUGCAUAAAUUGCUUAUUUAUUUGCGUUGAUCUUCUCUACAUUAUUUUCUUCAUCCCGCGGUUCAAAUGUACGAAAUUCCUAAAUUCAUCAUCUUUUUUAACUCAACUGUUAACCGUUCACUCUCUUUUUCAAUUGAAGGCGAACUCUCACGAAAUUAAAUUUCAAAGAGUCAUAUCCAGGUUCAGAAAUAGAAAGGGAAAUUGGUCGUCAUUUGUUAACCUUCUCCAUAAACGCUGGGUUGUUCACAGUCCCAUAUUUUUCCGUAAAAUGUUCGAAAUCAAGCGCUUACCGUUACGAGAGGCCAUUCCUCCCUCCCCCACCUGGAUAAAGUCCCGACGCCUCACUCACACUUCGGUACAUUUGAAAUCAAAAUGGCCGCCUGUAAUGCUAAGCGCUCGAUCUCGGCGAUCUUAUGGAAAAAUAGGGGUUUAUGCCGGAACAGUCUAAUAAAACGCAAAAACGAGGCGAUUUGAAGUCCCAGUCGUGCAGCGAGUAGAGAUGUUAUUUUCUUAAUUAAACCCUAAUGAACCGAUUAUAAAAACGCUGCAAUUUUUAGUAAUUUUGACACGAAAGCCAAGUUUGACAGAAUCUGAAGUUUUGUUACAUUUUUAAUCAUCGAUAAUUGCUGUUUUACGUUGUGCAACUGAAAAGAAGGCUCUUGGUUCCGCAGUUCUUUCACGGAAAGCAGCUGAUAGAAGGGUCGUUCACAGGCGGUCCUGUAAGAACAGACCUGGUGAUUUAAGUUUGAGACCUGCCUCUAGUAUAAGUAUCCUGUUUCUUACCGUCAGUGAUAACGUUUUUGCACUUUUUUCUGUCUUUCUACAGAAAGCCACUCUAAUAGAAAAUUUUAACGUCAAGAUAAACCUUCAUCUUCAGGAAACACAUCGUAAGAAACAGAUUAACCUAAAUUUUACCGAUCAUACUAUUAGUCAUGACGUUCCGUUCUUGUCCUGCUGGGCUUGUUUAGUGCAAAAUAUGUUGUGCUGCGUGUUAGGGACAUUUCGUGGGAUUACCCCUUCCGGUGCAGUGACCCCCAGGGAUAGUCUGGAUGGGAAAGUGUUUAUAGUAAUUGUUGAGAGAAACAACAAGCCUGUGUAAACUCUAGCCUGCGAACGCGGACGUAUUUCCGGUCUUACUUUUCGGGUGGAGAGAAGCGACGACCGGAAAUUCGUCUGCGUUUGCAGGCUAGCGUAAACUCCUGGGUUAAUAAUUUUCUUGACAAGUAAAAUCGCGACCCUUUAAAUUCCAAGAUGAUUACGACUUAAAAAUUCGAGUAAUUUCCUACAGAUGUCCCCGUAAUUUCAUUCUUUAAUGUAUUACAUGUUACAAAAGAUUGCUGUUUCUUAAGGAGGAACCAAAUUCGGUCUCACCAGCUAGGAGUGAUGGAAUUCCUUAAAUGAAAUCUAAGUCAGCUGUCUGAAUUUUUCUUGACCUGCACGGAUCCAAAAAAACUGCAAAUGGUUACAGUUUUUUUUUUUCUUAAGAUUUGAGUUCCGCCACGUUCUCGGCGGUUAACGAAUCCGUUUUUGCAAUUUUUCGUUUCUUUCGCGGUAGCCUGUACAAUAGGUGUCGAAUAGGUGCUAUAUACUUCUUUCUUUGUCCCCCGACUGUUCCUCUCUCGCACUGGGGUAAAUAACGCCCUCUGUGUAUUAAUGUGGUUACUUUUGUCUAACGAAUCUAAGAAUCUGUAAUCCAGGAUUAUACACCAACGCAAUCUAAUUGUUUUGAUAGGGAAAGAGUUGUUGUCGGUAUUAAACAACGGAACAAUUAAGGAACUUAAGAAGCUCCAAGGUGUUGGCGAAAAACGUGCACGACUGAUUGUAGACUGGAGAACACUUCAUGGGCCUUUUCAACAGGUAAACAAAUACAGUGAAAACCUGCGAGUAAGAACCUGUUAGGCUAAAAUUUACCACUUAAGCCCACUCUAUACAAGAACCUGUUUAGCCUAAAAUUUGAAACGGGUUGUUUUCUGAAAUCUAUUGAAAUAUUCCGUACACUUCGGCCAAUUAUUUUAUGGCAUUACAAUACAUGUAUGUUACGUUCCGAAGGAGGAUUUCAAAAUUCUUGUGGUCCAGUUCUUCCUACAGUUAUUUUUACGUAAAUACAGGGCUUCUGAUAUUUCGCGGAAAAAAAAACAAAAUUUCGCGGGAUUUUCAGGGGCAAAUUCGCGGGAAAAAAGUCAAAAUUCGCGGCACAAUCGGCCGAUUUCGGGCGAUUUUCGAGGGAGAGACGUCAAAAUUCGAGAAAAAUCGGCCCAUUUCGCGGGAUUUUAGCGGAAAAAAGUCAAUUUUCGAAGGAUUUUCAGGGGCAAGUUCUUAGGAAAAUCGGCCGAUUUCACGGGAAAUUUCGGGGGGAAACUUCGCCAAGAAACAAUCAGUAAAAAACAGCCGAUUUCGCUGGGAUUUUUUUGGCAAAUUUGGCUAAAAUCGAUCAAUUUUGCGUCGAUAUGACCAGCGUCGGUGAACGUUUUUGUUGCAGGGAUAAUCAUUUGCUCUUUCAACAACAGUUCGCUCGAGAAAUGAGCGAAAUGUUAAAGCAAUUAACAUUAUGGUUAGUGCCCAGUUUUUCGCAACGUUCAUCUAAAAACGCCUGGUAGUUUUGGGACGUUGUUUACUCGUUGCAGUGACGAAGUUUCAAGCUAAAUUUGGACGUUUGGGGUGAAUAAAACCGGUCUGAUAGCCAAGAUAAGUAUUAAAUAUGUUUUGCCGAUAUGUAUUUGGAAAUAUUUCUGGCGGAUUUCGCGGUAUUUCGCGUUUUUUUGGGAAUUUCGCGGAAAUACCUGAAUUUCGCGGGUCCGCGACCGCGCGAAAUAUCAGAAGCCCUGUAAAUACUAAUUUGGUGUGUAGAUUUUACAUAAAGAAUACCACUAAAUACCACUAAAUACUCUUGGAGCUCUAAAAUGUUUUUUUUUCUCCGUUUAUGUAAGAACCUGUUUAGGCUGACUUAAAAAUAUGCAGGUUCUUACUUGCGGGUCUUACUGUAAUUCUGUUUACGUUUCACAACGCGAGAGCCACUUGCUUUUGCAUAUUAUGGUGAAUUUCAAAGGUUCGAUAAAGAGAUUGCCUGAAUAAACAAUUGCUUAAAAAGAAGGUAUCCGGGGAGUUUCGUGAUGCACCGAUUUUAACUUAGAAUUAGUUCACAAGAUUUAUUGAAGUUGGUACUGAAGAGCUCAAAGACCCACUAUGGACUCGAUCGAUCUGUGGCAUUUGGUUCGUCAACUCAAACUUCAAAGUUUGUACAGUUCGUAAUCUCCUGCCCGGCUUUUGCCUUCAUCAUCGGAGGGUGAUGUUUGAUCAAACAGCCAUGUGCUGAUAAAAGACGAUAAUUAGAAAAUAUUUGCUGUUCCUUAAAUAUGUUGCCUUUUUCAUCUCACGAAGUUUGCUGCCUAGAGAGAUUAAAGACCUUUAGAUUCUAAGACGAGGGACAACAAGAACUUUCUCAAUAAUAACACCUCGGUCACACUCGGGCUAGAAUCGUGCUUGCUUGUUUGGUCAAUUUUUGUUUAUCUAGCAAAUUCCUAGCUUAUUACAAAUGUGACCGACCAAACCUGGCAUUGCUUGUUUGCUUAGUAAAGAAGGCGGAGUUGCUUAAACUUCAAAAGAACCGCAGCUCAACUCAAGAGCACUGCAAAGUGCUCUUGAGCUGAGCUACAAUCCUGGUCAAAACGUUUGGGACACUUUGUGGUUCAGGUGAGGAAAAUGUAUUUCCCUCUCUGAACAGUGUUGGUUGUUACAAGUCAAACACUUUUUACAUAUUUUGCAUACGCUAAGGACCUCAACUUUGCUCAGGGGGGCUGGGGGAAAAAUCUGGAUGGAUGGAGGGAUGGGUGGGUGGGUGAGCGGGCGGGCAGACGGACGGACGGACGGACGGACAGACGGAACUAUCGACAUUAUUAAAAAAAAUAUAAAUAAAAAGUUGCUUUCCACGAAUGCCGUGCCCUAGAGUACUUGUUUAAGAAGACAUUCGUGUUUAUGAUUGUGUAUCGCAGGUUAGAAGUAAAUUCCAUAGAAAUACACGUGAAAAAGGGGAGGUGUCCCAAAACCUUUUGGCCGGGAUUGUAGAUAAACAAUUAACCAAUCAGGACAGGCAUUGUUUGACAGCUUCAUCUAACCUUUAUUUUGGCGCAUUAACAAGUGCAUGCAGACUGUUGAGUGUCGUGAGUUUUUUUUUCUCUUCAAAAUAUGUCAAGCUCGAGGACUCCGUCUCCGUUUGAGAGUUCAAUCUCAAGGACUUCGUCAAUUCCAUCUCCCAUUCCGUUUAGCGAGGUACCGAGACAGUUUACAAAAUUUUCCGGAACGAGUUAUCCACCACCUUUGGUGCCUCAUGUUGCGUUUUAAAGACCAUAUGCGAAUGGUUUUAUACCAAACCUUUCUGGUGAUUCAGCUGCAGCAAGUGUUCCAACCUGGUGUUUUGAAGGAACACCUGUCGCCGUCUUCUUCUUUGCUUGCGUGGGAGUAAAGUGCGAAAAAAGGUUCAAACAGAAGCAUUUAGAAUUUGUCCAUAUCGAAACGUGUGUUACAUAAAUAAGUAAGCUGCUGUUCUUUCAAUGUGACCAGUUCCCGCUUGCUCGAAUCUCUAGCACGUACUUAGGUUUGCUUGUCUGACGUCACAAGAGUGAUUUCAAGCGAAAGUGUGACCGCGAGGAAUUUGGUGCGCGCGCGUGAACCCGAGUCAUUUUGGCGGGAAAACGUGCUAGCCGUCAUCAUUCUACUAAGAGUUUUAGCGUGAAUGUCGUAGUGGCGGAAACAAGUUAUCAGAUGUUAGAAAAAUUAUUAUUUUUAUACGAUCGGAAGAUCGCUUAACUUCCUUCAAUACGCUCUUCUCACUUAUGGUAAUAUGCCCGUCUAACCUCGUUUUUGAGUAAAAAGUCCUUUGAAAUGCUAAUCAGACGACGUUUUCGUAUUUGAAUUUCAAAAGAAUUUUUACCCGUAAACGAGGUUAGACGGGCAUAUUACCAUAAGUGAGAAGAGCGUAUAAAGAAAACAGUUCUAACUUUUACGGGCGAAAAAAGUACAAUGAUGCUUUCCGGAGUGUCUAUUUUUUUGAGAAUAAUUUGAAAAAAACUCUCAGUCAAAUCUCGUCCUCAGAUCUGAAGGUCUCUAUGGAACUUAACCCUAGCUCCGCGGCUCUUACCACUUCUGUACUCUUCUAAUUUUUAGGUGCAUGAGUUGAAACUGAUAGAUGGAUUUACUGAAAAGAUGGUCUCCACAUUCCUUAAGGUACGAAAUGAAAUGUGCCAGUUUUUUCCGGGAUAUACAUGAACGCUGGGGCGUUCCUGGGCAUUUUCCAGCUUUAAUCCCGCUACCAAAAUGUUGCUGGAUACGCUUAUUAAUUUACAUCCGUACAAGGGGCGGAUUUUACAGGUUGUAAAGUAACUUUAGUUGGACCUUUAAGUUACAAUUACUUUACAUAAAUGUUGUAUUUCCCUACUUCUAUACAAUAUAAUGAACGCAAAGACAAAGCUGUGUUAGCGUGGCAUUCUAAAAUGUAAAGCCGAGGAAAGUUUUGUGUACAUUUGUUUAGAAUUCAAACGCCAAUCUGCGGGGUUUCCUGGCGCAGAACUCCCAGAUCACCUUGUCUGUGUCGAUACUCUUGUCCAUGUGCGCAUGUAGAACUAUGAGCGCGAGCCCAGAGAGCUUCUCUGCUCGCAUAGUAGAGCGCAAGUACGUCUUGACCCUUCAAAUACAACUAAAUGAUCGUUCCGAAGUUGCCUUCGACACUGGCAUCCGGUCAAAAUAAUUGUGAGAAUAAAAUUUACCAAAAAACCUUUUUAAUCCCGUGCUUGGCUUACAAUCAGGUACGCCCCUGCUUGAACGUAUUACACUUCACUUGUUCAGUCUUUUCAGUUUCGUUAAAUCUCUGCUCAAUGGAGCAGCAGCGAUGAAUCAAAGGUACUAAAUGCAGGACUGUCAAAAAGUUUUAAGUAGCAGGCUGAUAAUGAAUAGUAGGCGGCUUUGGAACUCGCACCAAAGACACAAGUUCUUGAGGGCCGAGACAUCUAGUGAUAUUUUUAAAUUUAGAGAUUCAGGAAGUGAAAUGGCGCAAACCUUUUGACAAGGGACAACAAUUUUGUUUUCAAGAAACUUCAUUUUUCUUUAAACCGCGGACGUCAGGUUGUUUCGUCAGAAUACAGCGUUUUUUGUCGUCCUCUUCUCUCUGCCGUCCUGUUGCAAGACUAAGAACGGAUGUCCUUCAGAAUACACGCAAAUGAGACGAGAAAUGUUCCAGGCGUUCCACGACAUCGCACGGUUCGAACGUUUCACAGAUCUAAACCUGCUCAAAAACGCGUUAAAUUUUUUUCGAAACUGGGAAACGAAUUCUUUGCAAUUUUGUUCGACGGUGCUUAAUUUUUGUUGGCAGUUAUAAAUGUAGCGGUAGAAGGAGAUGAAAGUAGCCGGCUAAGGAUGGCUGACUAGCAAGCGGUUUUGGCCGGCUACCGGCCCUUACUAACAACCCUGCGAGGUAUUGCAUUCAGCCCUCCACUUGUAUACUUUGGACUUUGGACAUUCAUUCCUGGGGUCAAUUUAAUAAACCUUUUACUCCUGUAAUUUACAAGUGUAACUAUUGUUCUCGAACUCUAAAACAAUGGCUUGUAAAUUACACUUGACAAAGUUUUAUUGAAUUGACCCCUGGAAGAGGAGUCCAAUACCGCAUCCCGUGCCAAGAUUUUGCCGAAUCCCGCGUCCCGAAUAGUGGUCAAAUCUCGUAUCCCGUCAACAAUUUUUGCGUUUUCCCGAAUCCCGCACUGUAUUUCGGCAGGGCUGUCAUUAAGAGGCAGGGGCCGGAGAUUUCCCCCGCCUACUUUUAUAGGAAAAUAGAAGAAAAAUAGAGCCAAAAGAAAUCCCUAGCUGUUUGAUUCCCCGCCUACUUGUUGUAUUUACCUGGCAACUUGAAAUAUUAAUGACCUCCCUGAAUUUUUGGCCGAAUCCCGGAUCCUGAAGAUAGCCCUCUGCCACCCAACAGAACAGAAAAUUAAUGAGAAAAUAACUCCAACCGUUUUUCUUGUUUUUACUUGCUUUGACAGAAUAACUUGUUGAGCCGAAUAACGUUCAGCUGAAUGAAGAUGGACUGAUAGGAAAUCCCGCACAGGACCAUGUGGCGUUAGCUUAGAACGUGAAGAACAAAAACAUUACCGUUACAAUCCGAAGCGAUACCGAACAUUUCACCGAUCAGUGAUCAACUCAAGCGAAAGAAUUUUUUCUGGCGG
Porites lobata is the source of this 24122-nucleotide messenger RNA. The record is from the annotation of a GenBank genome assembly. Lineage: Eukaryota; Metazoa; Cnidaria; Anthozoa; Scleractinia; Poritidae.